Jatropha curcas is the source of this 2104-nucleotide messenger RNA. Its product is annotated as Pentatricopeptide repeat (PPR) superfamily protein. Gene Ontology annotation, biological process: RNA modification. Gene Ontology annotation, molecular function: RNA binding; protein binding; zinc ion binding. NCBI's taxonomy places the organism in Eukaryota, Viridiplantae, Streptophyta, Magnoliopsida, Malpighiales, Euphorbiaceae. The record is from RefSeq and is a predicted model, not a curated record.
GCCACCAACGAUACAAAUUGAGCGGUCAAGACAACCAUCCUUUGUUUUCUCCCGCUUUCAUGGCAAACUUUCAUGGAAACAAAACAAUUCCUUCCACUCCCUCACUCCCCAGCCUACCACAUUCUUCUCAAAGCGGGUCCUCGUCUCAAACCUCUCCAGCAAGUCCACGCCCACAUAAUCGUCUUGGGCUUUGGUCACAGCCGAUCCCUUCUCACCAAGCUUCUCAAUCUAGCUUGCGCUGCAGGCUCCAUUACCUACACUCGCCAAAUCUUCCUCUCUGUGACAAAGCCUGAUGCCUUUCUAUUCAAUUCCUUAAUCAAAUCCACAUCCAAAUUUCACAACUUCUCCAUCUAUUCUAUUUAUUUCUAUGGUUGCAUGCUCCUUUCCAAAAUCUUACCGUCAAAUUAUACUUUCACAUCUGUUGUAAAAUCCUGUGCUGAUUUAUCAUCCUUGAAACUUGGUAAAGUCAUUCAUGGACAUGUUUUUUUGAAUGGGUUUGGCUUGGAUGUGCAUGUGCAGUCAGCUUUGGUGGCCUUUUAUGCCAAGUCCGGUGAUUUGGGUAAUGCGAGGAAGGUGUUUGAUAAAAUGCCGGAAAGGAGCGUUGUGGCAUGGAAUUCAAUGAUUUCUGGAUACGAGCAAAAUGGAUUUGGGAAGGAGGCAACUCUGUUGUUUGAGAAAAUGAGGGAAGUGGGUGUAAAGCCUGAUUCGACCACCUUUGUAAGCUUGUUAUCAGCUUGUGCUCAGUUGGGAGCACUUUGUUUGGGGUGCUGGGUGCAUAAGUAUAUCAUUGAGCAUAGUUUGGAUUUAAAUGUGGUGCUGGGUACGUCUUUGAUUAACAUGUAUACCAGGUGUGGGGACGUGAGGAAAGCGAGAGAAGUUUUUGAUUCCAUCAAUGAAAAAAAUGUUUUUUCUUGGACAGCAAUGAUAUCUGGAUAUGGAACGAAUGGUUAUGGUCGCGAAGCGGUUGAGUUAUUUGAUGAAAUGAGAAGAAAAGGUCCAUCUCCUAAUCGUAUUACAUUUGUUGCUGUUUUGACUGCAUGUGCUCAUGCAGGGCUAGUGAAAGAAGGUCGCUUGGUGUUUGCAAUCAUGAGGGAAAAGUAUCUCUUGGUGCCGGGCGUAGAGCAUUAUGUUUGCUUGGUAGAUAUGCUUGGGCGUGCUGGACUCCUUGAUGACGCGUACAACUUUAUCAAUGAAGAAAUUCCCAAGGAGCCAGCUGCAGCUAUCUGGACAGCUAUGCUUGGGGCUUGCAAGAUGCAUAAGAAUUUUGAUCUUGGUGUAAAAGUUGCUGAGCAUCUAGUAGCUGUUGAACCAGACAAUCCAGGUCACUAUGUGAUGCUCUCAAAUAUAUAUGCUUUGGCGGGUAGAAUGGACCGAGUGGAAAUAGUUAGAAACAUCAUGAUCCGAAAGCGUUUGAAGAAGCAAGUUGGCUAUAGUACGAUAGAAGUUGACCGGAGAACCUAUUUGUUUAGCAUGGGUGACAAGUCACACCCUGAGACAAAUGAAAUUUAUCGUUAUUUAGAUGAACUGAUGUCGCAGUGUAGAGAGUUAGGCUACGCAACAGUAUCAGAGUCGGUGAUGCAUGAAUUGGAAGAGGAGGAAAAGGAAUUUGCACUUAGAUACCAUAGUGAAAAGCUUGCCGUAGCAUUUGGGUUAUUAAAAAUGAGCAAUGAUGAAGUUCCUAUCAGGAUUGUAAAGAAUCUUCGAAUGUGUGAAGACUGUCAUUGGGCAAUAAAGUACAUUUCAAUUGUUGCUAACAGAGAAAUUGUAGUUAGGGAUAAGCUUCGGUUCCACCACUUCAAGGAUGGCUUAUGUUCAUGUCAAGACUACUGGUGAUGUCCACAACAUGGCAUCUAACAUUUCACAUUCUCUGAACUAAUACACCUCAUCAAAGUAUCAUUCUUUACACCACUUUCUGAUGUUAUUAUUAUUUUGUCUUAAUUUUUUUUUGUAUAAAAUGCUAAUUAGAAGUAGAUUACAAAUAUAGUAGUGUUUAUUGAGACAUCUGGUAGACUGGUGGCAUUCAUUGCAUGUAUUUAAUAGCUUCUAUUCGUAUUUUGAUGCUGCACCUUAUGCAACGUAUCAAAGCUUCCAACUUCCAUAUCCA